Triticum aestivum (bread wheat) is the source of this 1222-nucleotide messenger RNA. RefSeq lists its product as uncharacterized. The record is from RefSeq and is a predicted model, not a curated record. Bases 331 to 909 code for a protein of 192 amino acids. The transcript is spliced from 5 exons. NCBI's taxonomy places the organism in Eukaryota, Viridiplantae, Streptophyta, Magnoliopsida, Poales, Poaceae.
GAUACAGAGGCCGCAACCGCAUAGAUAUCCAGACCGACACGUUUCGAGCGCCCUUAUACAAUUGCAGCACUAUUCCCUAGCCAGCGAACGAAGAGAGCGCCUCCCUCCCGACAAGAGAGGCCUUCUUUCCGAGCGCGACUGCUAGGGUUCCUAGCCGCCGCCACUACUGCCGGCCCUCCGCCGCGGGCCGAAGCCUCCGCGCUGCCACGCCGCCGGUAUAGGAUCCCAGCAGCGCCUCCCUCCCUGGAGCAGCCGCCGCUCCCACACAUCAACGCCGCCGCCCGGUGCAUAGGCAGGCCACGCUAGGUUCAAGAGAAAGCAGAAUCAGGGAUGGUGGCACUUCGAUAUGCGGCGAGGACACUUGGUCGAUUCACGCUCCGAAGACCACAGGGGUUCGGCAUCUCAUCGACUGCGGCAGAGGAUCAACAGCGGUUCCUGCCACGGCUCAUCAACACGAAUAUAUCAGCUCCAACGGCAGCUCCUUCGACUCCGACAGCCCCCCCGGAUGAUGACCCCUACACGGUCUUCACCAUGUACUACGGCCGUCAAGGGGAAGGGCAAGGCGCCGUGCCGGGCCUCACAGCUGAGCAACAAAAAGAUGUUGCAAGCCGCCUAGUGCAAAUCGAUGGGAAGAAAGAGGAGCUGUACAAUAUGAUUUCUGGCCUUGAAAGGAGCUACAACGUUAGUGGCAAGAUAGUCCGGCAAAAUGGUCGGCUGGCGCGUCAUCUUUCUGUACUAGUCAAGCCUAAACCCAAUGACCCUUACUGGCGUUUGCAUUCAAGAUCACAAAGAAUUAUGGACUGCAUACAUUUUAUGGGGGGCUGUUGUUUAGGCCCUGUGAUUGUGAGUGGUUUUGCCUGGUGGAUGACAGAGGCACAUGCAGAAGAAAAAGAUGAUAGUCUUGGAUGAACAAGCAAAAACAGUGAAGUACUCAUGCUGUUCCUUUUCACUCCACAUAUUAGGUUUGUCUUAAGUCAAACUUAGUAUAGUUUGACCAAAUUUAUGUUAGUGUAUUUAUUUGAUAUUGUGAAUGUUGGUAUUUUUUAGCAGAAACUUGGCCAAACUUUUGAAGGUUUGACUUAAGACAAACCUAAUGUGCGGAGUAAAAAUAAACAGAGGGAGCAUGUCUUAUCUGACUGAGGAGUAAAGGUUCAAACUCUGGAAUUGUAUAUGAAUGCUGACACUUGUAUGCACCUAUUAAUGGAUGAUUACUUUGAUGAUC